Messenger RNA from Diaporthe amygdali, 222 nucleotides. RefSeq lists its product as uncharacterized. The transcript is spliced from 2 exons. The coding region runs from base 1 to 222 and encodes 73 amino acids. The record is from RefSeq and is a predicted model, not a curated record. NCBI's taxonomy places the organism in Eukaryota, Fungi, Ascomycota, Sordariomycetes, Diaporthales, Diaporthaceae.
AUGUAUCUCGAGACGAUCCUGGCGGCUAGCGGCACGCAGGGAAAUGCCGGAGCAACAUUGGAUGUUCAGCUCGACGAGGCCUGCAAGGCCAACCACACACGAACAGACGAGAGGUCGAGUUGCCAUGGCUGCCUGACCCGCUUUGCCUCUGCCCUUGCUGCGGCCCGCUUCCCUGAACCAUGUGAUGUCACGGUCUCGCGGUGGGGUUGCUCGCAUCGCUGA